This is a messenger RNA of Aphidius gifuensis, 9453 nucleotides long. It is a transcript of the gene brp, whose product is annotated as trichohyalin-like. NCBI's taxonomy places the organism in Eukaryota, Metazoa, Arthropoda, Insecta, Hymenoptera, Braconidae. Gene Ontology annotation, biological process: regulation of synaptic plasticity; neuromuscular synaptic transmission; maintenance of presynaptic active zone structure. Gene Ontology annotation, molecular function: structural constituent of presynaptic active zone. Gene Ontology annotation, cellular component: cytoskeleton of presynaptic active zone. The record is from RefSeq and is a predicted model, not a curated record.
UAUAGUAUUAAAGUUCAAGUAGGGGAAGACUGAAACAGUUCUAUGCUCCCGGAAUAUGGGAUACAUGCGACAAAGAAUAAAAAAAAAUAGUCACAUGGUAUAUAGGUAGUAAUGACUAAAGCUUUGAUGAAAAGUGAGAAAACGAAUAUAUAGAAAAUAUGUGGUGGGUUCUAAUGGGUAUCGUCGCGAUGUUGUAUGCCUAUGUGAAUAAAGAGACAUGCAUUUUACAGCGCAGAAUCGAGAAUAGAUUCGAUACGGGUGGCCUCUGUUAAAAAAGCUCAAGUCCAAUAACGAAACAAAGAAGGAGAGAAGAAAUUUUUUUUUUUACCAUCCAAGAAAAUUUAACACUAUACACGUUGCUGCUGCUGUGCUACUACUACUGGUGAUGGUGUUGUUACUGAUGAUGUGUACUCGUUAAAAAAUUGUGACUUAAAAACUAAAGUGCCAGUUUAGUUUCGUUAAAAUUCAUUCGUAUUAAUUUAAGACAUUUAAUUUCGUCGUGAAUAUGCCGUCAAUUGAACUGAAACUGUUGUGUAUUAAUCAGCAUUUUGACUUCCGGGUUAACUCACUAUUUACUUCAAACAAAAAUCAUCAAUAUCAUUGUCAUUGUUAUCAAUAUCGUCAGCAUCAUCACCAUCAUCAAUGAAUUAAAUUUUUGUUAUUUAUUUAAAAUAGUAUGAUAAAUUGAAUUUGAUUUUGAUUAGAAAAAAAAAUUUUAAAAACUGUUAAUUAUUAAUAAUAUAUAGUAUAAAUGUUUGGAGUAUUUAAGUGUAGUUUAUUGUGAUUAUGCGUGUAAGAAAAGAGGAAGAAGGCAGUGGUGAUUGUCGAUGUGGUGGUGGCGGUGGUGUUUCAUAUAUACAGUGAUAAUAUAGUGCUGGUGGUGGUGGUAAUUUAAAAGAUCGAUUCGGUAGUUGGCAUAUAUAUAUGUCAAAAGGGAGAACUGUAAAUUCAUUUUUUAUUCGGCAGAAUUAUUUCGUAUAAAAAUUUAGAAAAUUUCAAUGAUAAUUUAAUUAUUUAAACAAAUUAAUUCUAAAUAUAAAUUAAAAAAAAAAAACAAGUGAUUAAAAUAAUUUGUUAUUACAUGAAAUGUAAUUCAAUAUUUAUGAAAUUAAAAAUCAAAUACAAAUGAGAAAAAAAAAAUUUUAAUUUGUGAAAAAUAAAAAUUAACAGUACAGUGUAGUUUAUCGAGUGUGGGUAAAGAAGAAACGUAAUAAGGGUCUCAUUUUGGGUGUACCCUAAAUCCAUUAUAAAAAAAAAAAAGAGGAAAAAGAGAACAUCGACGUCAUUCGUAAAAAUUUAUAAUAGGGAGGCGCACAUAUCCAGAGUGAAAGAUACUCCCUUACUUUUUCAUUUUUUAUUCAAACGUAUUUUGGUGUUUGAUUGAACGAAAAAAAGAAGAGGGUCAAAAAUCGAUCGUCCUGGAUGAGAAUAACUAAAUUUUCUCUUCAGUUGUAGAGUGUAACUUGGUAUUUGAUUGUGUGAGAAGCAAAAAUAGAUACAUCAGUGGUGCAGCGAUAAAAUUAUUAUUUAUUUAAACUCAUAAAAAAUGUUUAAUUAGUUGAGCAUGUUUAUUAAAACGUUACUCAUCACUCAGGGACGAAUAAAAAAUUUUUUUCUCAACAUAGCAAACAUAAUAAAUGAAUUAUUAUCAUAGUUAUAAAUAUAAGAUUAAAAAUAGAACAAAAAAAUUUAAAAGAAAUUAUUCAAUGAUUAUUUUAUCUUCUAAAUUUUCCGAUAAAUAUAAAAAAGAAGAUUCAGAAUUGUAUUGACAGUGUAUCGAUGCUAAAAGUUUAGUCGUAUACACGUGAAAAGAAAGUCAAUAAAAUUGUCAAGAUAUUAUGUUUUUCUGUCUUUGAAUGACAGAACUAAGUGACUGACAAAAGAAAAUCGACGAAUGAAUCAAUUGAGCUUGGUGAGAAUGCCAUUGAUGUCUGAAAGAAUAAGCGAUUGGAGCUGUAGUACUUUGAAGACGCGGGCCAGGCGCCGGUUAAUAUAAAAAUAUAACAAAAAAAAAGUUGAGAUAAAAGAUUAAUAUAGUGUUUGAGUUGUAUGAGAUUAAAUUAUAAAAAGUGAAAAUUGCUAGAAAAGGAUAUUUUGAUAUUUAAAAAAAAAAAGUGGCUAUAUCAUUUGGUACUAACAGAUGAUGUCCAGAGAUCCUUACUCGUCGAGUGGUGUGGUUGGUCCAGGAGGUGGGACCAGAUCACCACGAAGUGGUCGACGUGUAGGUGAAUUGCCAACAGUUGAUCGUAGCCCAUCAAGAAGUUAUGCAAGUGGUCGUGGAAGUCCACUUGGAGGACGUAAACGUGGUACAAGAAGUGGAAAUAAUUCACCUGAACAUCUUAGCUACAGUACUUAUCAUCAUCAUCAAUUAAAUAGUCCAUUUUAUUCACGUGACGAAGAACUUGGUAGUCCAGUUAUGCUUGAAGAACGUGGUAGAAGUAUGUCCACUGGCGGUGGUGGACAUCAUCGUUCACGAAGUGCAUCAAGACCAGCAAUGUCUAGCUCAGCUGGUAUAUCAGCAAGAUAUACAAGUUUAGAUCGUGCAUCUGCUGGUAUACUUGAUCAUGAUCGAGAAUUUGUACCAAUACGUGAACCCAGUAGAGAUCGUAGCAGGGAUCGUGGUGGUCUUUAUCUUGAUGAUGACAUAUAUGGCUCAAGAUCAGCUAGACAAAGUCCAAAUCCUCAUAUGCUUCGUGAUGGUGGAUUAUAUAUUGGUGAAUUACAACAUCAAAAUAAUGACUUACAAAGAGAACUUGGAAAUUUAAAAAAAGAACUUGAAUUAACAAAUCAAAAACUUGGUAGUUCUAUGCACAGUAUUAAAACAUUUUGGAGCCCAGAACUCAAGAAAGAAAGAGCACUUAGAAAAGAGGAAAGCACCAAGUAUAGUCUUAUUAAUGAACAGCUGAAAAUACUCAACUCAGAAAAUCAGAAACAAAGUAUGAUGGUUCGACAACUUGAAGAAGAACUUAGACUGAGAAUGCGGGGACCAAGUGUUGAAAUGCAACAACAAAUGGAAGUACUUUACAACGAGAACGAGCAUCUUACACGAGAAAUAGCAAUACUGAGAGACACCAUAAAGGAACUUGAAUUACGAAUUGAAACUCAGAAACAGACACUUCAAGCCCGCGAUGAUAGCAUCAAAAAACUCCUUGAGAUGCUUCAAAACAAAGGAAUGGGGAAAGAAGAAGAGAGGAUCAUGUUUCAACAGAUGCAGUCAUUGGCCCAAAAGCAGGACAAACUCAAAAAAUUAUUGGCCAUUGAAGAACGCGGACGACCAAUUCGACGGAGGACCAAACAGGAGCUCAAAGCAACGAACGAGUCGUUGAAGAGUCUCCAGACCCAGUUGGAGCUUGCAUAUGCAACAACAGCAUCAUCUGGUGCGCCAGUAGCUGGAUGUACUGGAAUAAGCGUUGGUAGAAGUAGCAGUACUGGUCCAUAUUAUACAUCAUCUUGUAAUACAGCAACUCAUCUUGGUGGAAGUGUUGCAGUGCCUGGUGGUGUGCCGGGUAGUACAACACUAACAGCAAUACUUGAAACAAAAGAUGCUCGUAUACAAACCCUACAAAAAGAAGUUGAUUUACUUGAAGCUGAAUUGCAACGAAUACGUGAUUGUGGUGGUAGAUUACGUGAUCAAUUACUUAAAUCAGUACCAAGUGGUAAUAUAACACCAGGACCAGGUGUUACAUCGUCUUCCUCAGUUAUUGAAACUAGUAUAAACAGGGUACAUUCAUUAUCACUUCCAACAGCUCUUGAAAGUCUACAAUCAUCUGUAUUAACACGUGGACCGGCCACAGCCAUGACAACUCAUACAAUUACAAAUACAUUAACAAAUCCGCUACUUACGAGUUCGACAGGUACAACAACAACAUCAACAACAACUGGUACAUCAUCAUGUUUCAAUACUUCAUCGUCUGGUUUAUCAACAGGUGUAGUCAAUCCAUAUACUGACAGACAUCAAACAACAUCUCAUCAUCAUCAUUCACAACAGCCAUAUCAUUUGUAUCAUCAACAACAACAACAACAACAACAACAACAAACAAUACAACAACAUCUGAAGCAAAUUGAGCCGGCCGCCGCUGGUGCAUUGGCUCUUCAUGCUCAUAAUUUCAACAAGCAUGAUCUCAACUUUAAACGACAAUUGGAUGAACUUAGAACUGAAGUACAACGCAGGGACCAAGAGAUACUUGGAAUGUCAGCCAAAAUGAAAACACUUGAAGAACAGCAUCAGGAUUAUCAAAGACACAUUGCUGUUCUUAAAGAGUCACUUUGCGCCAAAGAAGAACAUUACAAUAUGCUGCAAGCUGAUGUUGAAGAAAUGCGACUACGACUUGAUGAAAAGAAUCGUUUAAUUGAAAAGAAAACCCAAGGAAUGUUGCAAGCACAGCAAGAAAGAAAUCGAAUGAAUAAUGAAUUUACAGAACUCAAAGAUCAUAUGGAAAUUAAGGAUCGAAAAAUUAGUGUUCUUCAACGUAAAAUUGAAAAUCUUGAGGAUUUAUUGAAAGAAAAGGAUAAUCAAGUGGAUAUGGCACGUGCGAGAUUAAUAGCAAUGCAAGCACAUCAUUGCAGCAGUGAGGGUGCUGUUACUAGUUUAGAAGAAGCAAUUGGUGAUAAAGAAAAGCAAAUGGCACAACUUCGUGAACAACGAGACCGUGCUGAGCAAGAAAAACAAGAAGAAAGAGAAUUGCAUGAACGUGAGCUUGCUGAAUAUAAAAUGAAAAUACAUGCACUUGAAUCUGAAGUUGAAAAACUUGGUGCUAGACUUGAACGUGCUCAAACUGAAAAAGAUAGAUUAGAAACAAAAUUAGAAAGUUCACAAUCUGAAUUGGGUAAAAGUAAAGCAGAAUUAGACAAAGCUGCAUCUGAAGUUGGUAGAUCUGGUGCUGAUUGGGAAGCAGCUAAACAACGUCUUUCACGUCUUGAGCUUGAAAAUGAAAGAUUGCGACACGAUAUUGAAAAAUCAUCAACACCAUCAACAACAUUUACAAGAACUUCACAUAAAUAUGAAUCAUCACCAGAAAUUGAUAGAAUUCAAGAUCGUGCUGAAAAAACAGCACAAGAAUUACGUCGUGCUCAAGCUGAACUCCGAGUUACACAAGCUGACAAUGAGAGAGCUAAAGCUGAAGCAGCUGCUCUCCAAGAAAAGGUUGAAAAGAGUCAGGGUGAGGUUUAUCGACUAAAAGCUAGACUGGAAAAUGCCCAAGGUGAACAGGAGAGUCUUCGUGAUGAGUAUGAUAGAGCACAGGCAACAGUUGCUAGACUUCAUUCUGAACGUGACAAAGCUGUUGGUGAGCUUGAAAAAGCACAAGAAGAAUUGGAACGUACACAAGCAACACUUGGUAAAGCACAACUUCAACAAGAAAGAUUGCAAAAUAUGCUUGAUAAAGCACAAAGUGAAGUUGAUAAACUUCAAGAACGUUUUGACAAAUCACAAACUGAAGUUCGUCGAAUGCAAAUGGAAAAAGAAAAACAAAACUAUGACUUUGAAAACGUACAGAGUCAGUUGGAUAAAGCUUUGGGACAAGGUGCAAGAAUGCAAAAAGAAAAAGAUGCAAUUCAACUUGAGGCUGAUCGUUUCCAAGAUAAAUAUGAAAAAACACAAAUAAUUAUUCAAAGAUUACAAAAAGAACGUGAUAAUUAUCAAGAAGAAGUUACAAAACUUCAAAGAGACAAAGAAAACGCUCUCUCUGAAUUAGAACUUGUCAAGGAAAGAUGGGAAAAAACGCACAAUUCGCACCAAAAAAUAAGUAUGGAGCGUGAUGAUGCAAUAACAGAAAUUGAAAUGCUCAAAGAAAAAUUCGAAAAAGCUCAGUAUUCAUUGAACAAAGCAAUUGAGGAUCGUGAUAUUUCAAGUAAAGAAUUUGAAAAACAAGCUGGUAAAUAUGACAGAUUACAGAGUGAAGUUUAUCGUCUACAAAAUCGCAUUGAAGUUACUGAAGCCGAGAAAGAUCGUCUUGAGCUUGAAUCAGGAAAAAAUUUACAUUUAUUAAAUAAAAGUCGUGAAGAGGCACGUAAAGCCCAAGAAGAGCUAGCACGUGUACAAGAAAUGUAUGAUCGUGCAGCACUUCAACUUAGUCGUACUAAAGAAAAUGAGGAAAAAUCAAAAGAAGAUUUGGAUCGUUUAUCAGUUGAUCUUGAAAUGAUACGUGAAAGAUAUGAUAAAUCACAAAUGGAAUUACGUAGAUUACAAAAUGAUCGUAAUGAAAAAUCACAAGCACGUGUUAAUUAAAUAAACGUGGCGUAAAUGGAAAUUGAAAAAAUGUAUGAAAAACAUGAUAGACUACAAUCAGAAUUACGUAAAGCACAAGCUGAAGCUGAAAGAUUACGUUCAGAAGCUGAAAGUUCACAUGAAGAAUGUGAAAGAUAUGCAUCAAGAUUUGGUAAAUAUCAAGAAAAUCAAGAACGUCAAAAAGAAGAAUGUGAAAAAGCUAAAUUGGAAAUUGAAAGAUUAAGUGAUCGUUUGGACAAGGCACUUGUUGAACUUGAACGUGCAAGAAAAGCUGAACAGGAUUCAUCAAGACGUCGUGCUGAUUUGGAGCAAGCAAUGAGUACCAGAGGUAAAUAUCAAUUCGAGCAGGAAAAAUGGCAGAGUGAGGGCAAUAGGCUACAGCAGGAUCUUGAUAAAUAUAGAGAAAGACUUGAAAUACGUGAGGCUGAUCUUAAACGUAUGCAAACAACAUGUUCAGAGCUUGAGGCUAAAUUACAUGAGGCACAAUUGCAAGCUGAUUUAGCACGUGAAGAAGCAAGUAAAGCUAAUAAUAAUCAUAAAAAAAUGAAAACAGAUAUUGAAAAUACUAAAAUUGAAGCUGAAAAAAUACGUGAUAAACAUGAUAAAAUUAAAGCCAAAGCUGAUGCACUUGAGGCUGAUAAUGAAAAAUUAAGAGUUGAAAUUGUUAGACUUGAAAGAUUAAUGCAAACGGAAGGUAAAACAAGAUCAGAAAGUGCUAGUAUUGAAGUUGAAAGAUUACGAGCAAGUUUAGAUAAAGCAAUUGUUGCCAGAGAUCAAGUUGAACUUGAAGCAGGUAGACUUGCUAAAGAACUUGAAAAAUCACAAUUAAUUAUGCAAAAACAUCAAGAAGCGGCUGAUAAUGCAAAAAAAGAAUAUGAAAGAGUUAUCAAUGAAUUAUCAAUGAUGCGAGAAGAAAAAGAAAAUUUAAGACAAGAACUCAGAAGAAUGCAACAAAUUCAACAAAAUCAUGGAAAUGAAGAAAUGGCAAAAUUACAACAUGAUUUACAAUUAAUUAUUCGUGAACGUGAUAAAGUUGCUGCAAUACUUGAAAAUCGUGAAAAACAUUCUGAAAAAAUUGAAAAAUUACGUGAAAAACUUGAAAUUGAAAAUAAACAAUUACAAGUAGAAAGAGAUCAAUUGGUAUUACAAUUAGAAAAAUCACAGGAUAUGUUAAUGAACUUUGAGCAAGAACUUAAUUCAAGUGAAACAGAAGUUGAUAGACAACGUAAAGAAAUAUCACGUUUACAACAAUUAUUACAAAAUCAGUCAUCAUCAUCAGUCAAUGAUCGUGCAACAAAAGAAACACUUGAUGCACAAUAUCGUGAAGUUGAAAGACUUACACAACAAGUACAAACACUUACUCAAGCUCAUAAUAAAGAAAAACAACAUGCUGAACAAUCAGAUAAACGUAUACAAGAAUUACAAAAACAACUUGCAAAUGCUGCUGCAGGUGCAACAAAUGAAACACAAAUUGAACAAUGGAAAAAACUUGUAGAAACGGAAAAACAACGUGCUGAUAAUGCUGAAAAAAAUGCAGCUGAUUUACAAAAAAGAAUACAAACAUCUGAAAGACAAUUACAUGCACAACAACAACAAAUACAACAGAUGCAGAUACAUUUACAGCAAGCACAACAACAGAUGCAACAACAAUCAAAACAACAAAAUAAUGGUGCUGGUCCUGGUGUUGCUGAAUUACGAAAGGAACUUGAUAAUGCUCGUGAAGAAAUUAAACAAGUUACUGUUGAACGUGAGCGUUUGACUGCUCAGCUCGAGAUGUUGUGUCAGGAACUGGAGAAAAAUCAGGUGGAUCUUCACGAGGCGAACAAGAGACUUCAAGCUGGCGGAGGGAAACCUGGCGUCGAUAAUAAUCAAGAAAGGAAACAACUUGAUGAUCAAAGACGUCAGUUAGAAGAGCAAAGGAAACAAACAGAAGAACGAGCAAGAAUUGCAGAGGGUAGAUUUAGAGCAGCUGAAGAAAAAGAGAGAAUGUUACAGAGUCUUGAUCAAGAACUUAAAAAAAGAAAAGAUAAAAUUGAUCAAAUGGAACAACAAAUACGAAAAAGUGGUGGUUCACCAGAUAAACGACUUGCAGAAGUACAAAAAUCAUUGGAAAUUGCUGAAAAAGAAUUGGAAAAAGCUAAAGAUGAAGCAGGUAGAAGUUCUGCCGAAACUGAAAGAUUACUUCAACUUGUACAAAUGACACAAGAAGAACAAAAUUCAAAGGAAAAACAAAUUCGAGAUCUUUCAGAAGCACUAAAAGCAGCACAAGCCAAGUUGAAACAAGCAACAACUGCACAACAACAAGAGGCUGGCCCUGCUGGAUUCUUGAAAAGCUUCUUCUAAAAUCGUUUACCAUUGGAGAAAUCAUCUCAGUUUUGUUUUGUUUUUUUUUUUUUUGUUUAUUGCAAAAAUUGAUCAGUUAAAAAUUGCAAUUAACGUGCAUGAACUCAUUUAUGUGAACUGAUAAAUACGCAGUUUUGUGUGUGUUUUUUUUUCGAUAUAUAAAUUAUUUGUUUAUAAUUUAUUAAUGAUCGAUAAUACUACGACCAUUAAUCUAUAAACUUGAUAAAAAAAAACUUAGAAAUAUUCAUAAACAAUUAUUAAUAAUAACAACUUAAUUGAAACAAUAAUCAUUUUGAUUAUUAAUCUUUUAAAAUAAAAAAGAAAAUUAUUAUUGUUAUUGUUAUUAUUACUAUUAAUAAGUAUAUAUAAAAAUAAAAAAUGGCAACAAUAAAAAAAAUCCACAUAGUAAAUACAGUAUUUCCAACUAAUAUUAAUAACUUAUUAUCCACAAUUAAUAAUUAAUGUGUGAUUUUUGCAUGUCUUAAAUUGAAUAAUAAUAUGCACAUAAAAAUUUUGAAAUUAAAAAUUAAUGUAAAUGAGGAAAAUUAUGUUAAAAUUCCAAAUAUUAUUUAAAAUUAUCUUGAUUAUUUAAAAUUAUCUUGAUUAUUAUUUUAUUUAUUUAUAUUUAUUUAUUUUUUUAUUGACCCAUCUGUAUAUCGGACAUUUGCGUUAUUGCAAAAUGAAUCUUGCUUCGGAUAAUGAAAAGGAUAAAAUUUGUCAUGAUAAAUUAAAAUUCAAGAAUACAAAAAUGAAUAAUUAUAACAUUGAAAAAAAAUAUUCUUCACUGAAUAAUUAUGAAAAAAAUGAUUCAGAUAAUUAUAAAAUAAUAAAAUUACAAGAAAUUAUUAAUCAUAAACAAAAUAAAAUUGAAAAUUUAAAAGAUG